Ornithorhynchus anatinus (platypus) is the source of this 3965-nucleotide messenger RNA. It is a transcript of the gene TRAF6, whose product is annotated as TNF receptor associated factor 6. Gene Ontology annotation, molecular function: ubiquitin protein ligase activity; tumor necrosis factor receptor binding; zinc ion binding. Gene Ontology annotation, biological process: positive regulation of JNK cascade; interleukin-1-mediated signaling pathway; regulation of apoptotic process. Gene Ontology annotation, cellular component: plasma membrane signaling receptor complex. NCBI's taxonomy places the organism in Eukaryota, Metazoa, Chordata, Mammalia, Monotremata, Ornithorhynchidae. The transcript has 7 exons. The coding region runs from base 164 to 1798 and encodes 544 amino acids. The record is from RefSeq and is a predicted model, not a curated record.
GAGUCCGUCCGGGCCGGGCGUGGCGGGGAGUGCACUCCUCCCUCCGCUCCCUCCUCUCCCUCCGCUCCGGUCCCCGUCCGGGAAGGCGGAAGCGGCGUCGGCGGCGUCGGCGCCGGCGCGGGGCCCGGAGCUUGGGGACGAGCUGCUUGGCCAAUCAGUUACUAUGAGUCUGCUUAACUGUGAAAACAGCUGUGGAGCCAGCCAGUCCGAGGGUGACUGUUGCGCUGCCAUGGCCAGUGCCUGCAGCGCCGGAGCCAAAGACGACAGUGUAAGCAGCAGUGUUAACACUGGAAACCUCCACAAUUCCUUCAUGGCCGAGACUCAGGGCUACGACGUAGAGUUUGACCCACCCCUGGAGAGCAAAUAUGAAUGCCCCAUCUGCCUGAUGGCCUUACGGGAAGCAGUGCAAACGCCAUGUGGUCAUCGCUUCUGCAAAGCUUGCAUCGUCAAAUCCAUAAGAGAUGCGGGUCAUAAAUGUCCAGUAGACAAUGAAAUCCUACUCGAAAAUCAACUAUUCCCUGACAAUUUUGCCAAACGGGAAAUCCUGUCUCUCAUGGUGCGAUGUCCAAAUGAAGGCUGCCUGAUGAAGAUGGAAUUGAGGCAACUAGAGGAACAUCAGUCACUCUGUGACUAUGCUUUGGUGGAGUGCCCUCAGUGCCAUAUUUCCUUCCAGAAGAAUAUUCUUCAUGAUCACGUAGUCAGUGAGUGCCCAAGACGACAGGUCUCCUGUGUGAACUGUGCUCUAUCAAUGGCAUUUGAGGAUAAAGAGUAUCAUGACCAGAACUGUCCACUGGCAUCUGUCUUUUGUGAAUACUGCAGUACAGUGCUCAUUCGAGAACAGAUGCCUACUCACUAUGAUAUGGAUUGUCCAACAGCUCCAAUUCCUUGUACCUUCAGUUCAUUUGGAUGUCGUGAAAAGAUGCAGAGGAAUCAAUUGGCACGCCACCUGCAGGAUGAUACUCAAGCGCACAUGCGGAUGAUGGCCCAAGCCCUCCACAGUAUCAGCAUUACUGCUCUGACCCCCGUGCCUCAGCUAGAUGUCCUCCCAUUUGAUCCUGCUUCCCUUCCCCGGUCCUCAUCUGGAUAUGAUUGCCACCCAGAGGUGCAGAACUUCCAAGAAACCAUCCAGCAGUUGGAGGGCCGCCUUGUAAGGCAAGACCACCAAAUUCGAGAACUGAUCGCCAAGAUGGAAACUCAAAGUUCCCACGUGGUAGACCUCAAGCGCACUAUCCGAACGCUAGAGGAUAAAAUUGCGGAAAUGGAGGCCCAACAGUGUAACGGGAUUUAUAUCUGGAAGAUUGGCAAUUUUGGCAUGCAUCUGAAAUCCCAAGAGGAAGAGAAGCCUGUUGUCAUCCACAGCCCAGGAUUCUACACUGGUAAGCCAGGUUACAAACUCUGUAUGCGCCUGCACCUGCAGUUACCCAACGCCCAGCGUUGUGCCAACUAUAUAUCUCUAUUUGUGCACACGAUGCAAGGGGAGUAUGACAGUCAUCUCCCUUGGCCCUUCCAAGGAACUAUUCGGCUUACUAUUCUUGAUCAGUCGGAAGCACCGGUCAGACAGAAUCACGAAGAGAUCAUGGAUACCAAGCCAGAGCUUCUGGCCUUCCAGCGACCCACCAUCCACCGCAACCCAAAAGGUUUUGGCUAUGUGACAUUUAUGCACCUGCAGGCCCUGAGACAAAGAGCCUUCAUUAAGGAUGACACUUUACUGGUGCGCUGUGAGGUCUCAACACGGUUUGACAUGAGCAGCCCCCGAAGGGAAGGCUUUCAGCCCCGCAGCACUGAUCCAGGGGUGUAGGUGCCCUCUCGCUCCCCUCCCCCAGGGCUUGAAAAACUUCCAACUGUUUGGACGAAAGUCCUUCUGUUCCAAAUCAAGUUCUCAACAGACAAGUCAGUCAACAAAGGACAACAAGAGGAUCAAACAGUCCUCUAAUAGCUCUCGUUCUUCAUUCCCUUCCUGCUAAAAAAAAAUGUAUUGGAGCAGUGUCACCCUUGGGAAUCUCAAUCAGUUUCUAUGCUUUUCCAGAGAGGGUCUAUGGUAUGUUAUAGUCCUUUCGGCAUCCACAUUCAUUGUGCAAAACACAACUCUUGAUUGAGCUCUCUUGGGUUAAAAUAACUGACUUCUUAUCAAAGGUAGGAUUUCCCUCAAAAGAUUUGGUAUAACCCUAAAGUUCCAGCUAACCUGAACUGUCGUCUUUCUUCCAACUUCAGUUUUGUUUCCACAGUAUUCAAGGUACUGUGUAAACAAAUUAACUACUACAUGAAACCUUUCACCAGAAAUAGAAAUCUCUGAGGGGAAAAAUUCUUAGCAAACAUAACUCUCAAUGGUUUAUCCCUAUUCUGAAAUUUCAAAAGAUUUGGAAGACAGUUCUUGGAAGACAAAGAUUCUCAUUUACCCUCCUUUUGUCCUGGGGAAAUGCACAAUAGAGUCAGACAGCAACUGAAUUACAUGGAGUGACCACACUUGGACUUCCGAAAAGUGAUUUGCAACACAACUAGAGGAGUUUUGCCCAGAAACAUAUGCCCUGAAUAGAAUGUUCUCACUCAUUUGUGUGACUAUAUUAGUGACUCUUAAUCCUGGAUUAAGAAUUCUUUAGCCUUGUUGGAGGUGUUUGCUUCCAUGUAGAGACAUUAAAUGAUUUCUUGUGUCAGCUAUACACAUUUCCCCCUUCUUUUUCUUCUCUUUGUGAUAUUGAGAAUCAGGGAGAUCCUGUUUGCCACAUCACUGUUGUUGUGUAAGAUGACUGAACAUUUCUAAUGCUAAAAAUGUGCUACAAGUUUCCACAAGCAGAAGCACUUACACCACAGAGGUUUACCAUCCAAGGGGAAGAUAAACGUAUACACUUAUAAACUUAUAAUCACAUACACAUGAGAGGAAAACAAAGAUACCACUACAGAUUUAUAACCAGACCAAAAAGAGUUAGCUCAGAUUUGGAGCCCAUUGUCAGUUGCCUUUUGGGAUAAGGGACUAUAACCUGCAGUGUGGGAAAUGGUUGGCUAAGUUCAGUGCCCCACAGUGGGCUCUCUAGGAUAAGGUUUGCUUUUAAUCAUUCAGAAUUUACUUGGUGCUGUUCACACAAUCCUCCAGAUCAUUAGUAAAUAGUUAAUAAAGGAGGCUUGUGGGAUCUUCACCUAGGAAAUGCCAGUUGGAAUUCGGCCACUGCUUUCUGUUUUGUUCUGGACAUACGGGGUUUAACUUGCUUCGCAGGAGAUACUCUGGGAUAUUACUACAAGGUUCCCAUCAUAAACUAAGUUCCCAGGGGACUGUUCUUACGACUAUUUAUUUUUGAUGAUUAUAAUGAAAAACUGGAUCCAGUCUCCCGAAAAUAAAACAGGGCAUCCUUUUUAGCCCACAAAGUAAAGGCCUUUAUUUUCAUGGAGAGCUGAGAAGCCCAAAAUACCAAGGAGGGAGAGACCCUGAGGCAUAGUUCCUUCAUCAUUCUACUUCCACUCCACGCACUUUUGGUUUGGGUUCUCACCCUUAGGGUUGUAAGUGCAGGAUGGGUGGAGUCUCCAAGGUGGCUAGAAAGUCUGCUCCAUUUCCCUCCUUGUCCAACUCUCAAACACACAGUCCACUCAGCAAUAGCAGUGAGAUAUGACUCACAACUCCCCUCUUAAACACAAUUUAUUUCCACUCUCCCUUGCAAAUCUUCACUACAGCCCUGGUGCCAACCAAACAAGCAUUUUACAUAAGUCACGACACUUUGUAGACUAUUGAAAGGUCAAUGUAAUACCAAAAAGCCUGUGUUCAAGUUUUCUGGUUGCUCUUGAUUUAGAACCAAGCUGUAGGCUGAAAGGUAAAUGCCUUUUUUAAAUCUGUCAUUCUCCAAAAGGUUGGAGCAUAAUGGUUUGACUAAAUUGACAUCUAAACUGACAAUAUUUCCGUUUCCAAAUGUUUUCUGUCUCUCUUGGCAUCACUGGGGAAUAUUAGCUAAAUAAAAGUUCUCUGCACCACUUCCUCUUAA